Messenger RNA from Penicillium cataractarum, 597 nucleotides. RefSeq names its product GPI anchored serine-threonine rich protein. The record is from RefSeq and is a predicted model, not a curated record. Bases 1 to 597 code for a protein of 198 amino acids. NCBI's taxonomy places the organism in Eukaryota, Fungi, Ascomycota, Eurotiomycetes, Eurotiales, Aspergillaceae. The transcript is spliced from 3 exons.
AUGCGCUCCAUCGCUACAAAGCUUCCCCUCCUCCUCGCCGCUUCGGCUACUAUUGUCGUUGGCCUGGAUGCGACUACUACGGGGACUAAGUCCGUUAGCACGGGGUCUUCGAGUAAAUGUGCUGCGCAAAAGGUCGUCGACCAGUGCCUCCAAGACAUGAAAUUCCAACUUGAAAACUGCGGUACAUAUGACUGGGACUGCCAGUGUAUCGGUAGCACCAACGUGGUCGACUGCUACAACAACUGCCCCGAACACCCAGACCGAGUCGGCGCCCAAACAAUCCGCCAACAAAACUGUGCCAACGCCAAAGCCUACGACCCAAAAACAACAUCCUCAACCCCCUCCUCAACCGCAAGUUACGACAUCCCCAGUUCCUCCUCCUCCGCCGCAUCGUCCGCCCACGCCUCGGAGUCCACCAGUAUCCCCAGCGGCCUGAAGAGUACCACCGACGACGAGGACUCCAGCUCCGAGCCGACCAAGUCGCUGACAGGCUUGGCGGCAAGUUCGACUUCGUCACAGGGGGCGGCCGCGGGGGCUGUUGGGGCUGCUGGGGGGUGGGUUGCGUUUUUGGGGUUGGCGUUGGGGGUUUUGUUUUAG